Messenger RNA from Laccaria bicolor S238N-H82, 2100 nucleotides. RefSeq lists its product as uncharacterized. The record is from RefSeq and is a predicted model, not a curated record. The transcript is spliced from 14 exons. The coding region runs from base 1 to 2100 and encodes 699 amino acids. Lineage: Eukaryota; Fungi; Basidiomycota; Agaricomycetes; Agaricales; Hydnangiaceae.
AUGCAAGUCGAAGCGCCACCUACUGAGUCUUUGCUCGCUCCUUCAUAUUGCGAUGGAUGUCUUUACCCCCUGACACUUUGCCCUCGUCACCCCUCCGAACUCUUUCCGAACGGAGACCCCGAUCCCUACCAGUUCUACAACGAAGUGAUCCACGGAAUCAGUUCCGCCCAUACGCCGGAUACUUUUCGGCAAAUCACAGAGCUCAUAGACGGAGAACCCGGGCGUGCCUCGCUCUACAACGAAGUGAUCGGCGGGGGCGACUCAUCACUCGUUGCACCUUCCAACAAACGCAGGAAAACUGAUCGAGGCCGAUUCUGUUGUACUUUAUGCACAGCGAGUUACACCGCAAAGCACAACCUCAUGUACACCAUGGAAGCAAAGAUCACCAUUGCCCAGUGCCAAAGGGCUGCGGAUCUAGCUUCACGACGCCAUCCUCUCUGGUUCGCCAUCGUAAAACGUGUAAAAAGCGAUGAUGUAGCAGGAUUGAUCCUGGAACUCUGUCGAUUUACUUGGGAUUUGUCCCCGGAGGAUUUUACGGGGAAGCACAACCUCCAGAGAAAAACCACCAAUGCGUGCCAGAGGGCUGCGGAUCUAACUUUGCGACGCAAUCCUCUGUGGUUCGCCAUCGUAAAACGUGGAAAAAACGAUGAUGUAGGAGGAUUGAUCCUGGUACUCUGCUUCACGAAAUUGCCAGGAAGUUGGCAAUCUCAGGCUCUGGCGGCUACCCGAGAGCGGACGAGGAUCAGGAUUAGCCGGAUACCAACGGCGAGGGCAGUUCGAGGAGAGCGAUUACCUGGUAGGGAAAGAACUCCAACGAUCACCAAAUUGCCCUAUGGGCAUUCAAAUCUUUCCCUCCUACUUUUCCACGCACAACUUGGGCGCUUGUUUGAUCCGGUCAAUGCCGAAACGGGUGUUGACUCUGACGCUAGAUCUCAAUUCGUAUUUCCCGCAGAUUUAACGGACUCGCUCAACCUUCUGGCACCUCACCUCCGUCCUUCUUGGAUCGGAGUCGGAGGUUUUUCUGGUGUUUGUGCUCUCUGCUCCUUUUUCAAGUCUGUUCAAUGGGUGCUUGUUGCCAUAUUCACUUCUCCCGCCACUCUGACACCAUUCGAAAACAGUUCUCGAACAAGACCCCUCACUAUUUUCCUUCGCGAACUCACACUUGCCGCGCACAGCGGUGGCCCACACCAACGAUCACUCAUGAGAGACCCAGAUCCGUCUCUUUGUCAUAUUACGGUGCAUGGUUCAGAGCGUACACCUACACCACGAGGGGCCUACGUACUAACAACCAAACCAUCCGUUGAUGAAGGGGAUAUUCUUGACUCGCGCCGGCCGUAUCGAUGGUGGAACCUCACACGUCAGCACCUCACACGUCAGUACCUCACACGUCAGCACCUUACCCCUCAGCACCUCAUUCCUCGCCACCUCAUCCCUCACCACCUUACCCCUCACCACCUCAUUUCUCACCACCUCAUCCCUCAUCACCUCACCCCUCACCCCCUUACCACCACAUCCCACCUCAUUCCUCACCUCAUCCAUCCCUCACCACCUCAUCCAUCCCUCACCACCUCAUCCCUGAGCACUCAUUCAUCACCACCUGCUUCCACAGCUACGUCAGAGGUACUCAGCAAAUACUUAGAAGCCUCACCCCUGGCAAGUUCUAUUGCCUCAAAUCCGCUAUUCUUGGACAAAGAUUGGUCAAUUUUUGGGACCUCAAAUCCGCUAUUUUUGGACAAGAAAUGGCCUGAGCUUCCCGGGGCCUCGCCACCUACGAAGAUACUUACUCGUGGAAAGGCCAGAAAAUCUCGGAAAUUCCAAUAUCGAAGUUGGACAGCGAACUUCAGAUUACAUCAGCAACAAAGAUCCAACCAAACAGAGGCCUCAGCAACGCUCUUCGAAGGAAGUUGUCCGUUCUCCAAUAUCGAGUCAGCCAAGAGUCAGCCGCUCCUCCGUUCCGAGUCGUUCCUCUGCUCAAUUGCACUCAAAUACGCCAAUCUCAGGUUCAAGCAUACACCGCAUUCACAGCGCACGUUGACAAACGCCUACUCUUUGCGCUCCGCACAUGCUCGUGAUACCUACCUUGGGAGCGCGCUCGAAUGA